Molecule: messenger RNA, 2712 nt
Organism: Guillardia theta CCMP2712
Lineage: Eukaryota; Cryptophyceae; Pyrenomonadales; Geminigeraceae
Exons: 11
Coding region: 1-2712 (903 amino acids)
Biological process (GO): protein import into nucleus
Cellular component (GO): cytoplasm; nucleus
Molecular function (GO): nuclear import signal receptor activity; small GTPase binding
Source: RefSeq, a predicted model, not a curated record
AUGGACGCAACAACAAUCCGACAAGCCUUGAUCGCGACAACAAAUCCAGACGCCACUGUUCGAAAUGCUGCUGAGGCUCAGCUCAAGCAAUCGUUCGAAACUGACCCAGCGAAUCACCUUUUCCUCCUGAGUCAAGAGCUUGCUGAUGAGAGCUCUCCUUCUGCGCAAGGACGAGCGUUGGCUGGUAUCUUGCUCAAGAACUACAUGACUUCGAAAGAGCACCAGCAGGCGGUGAAGUUGGCAAACGAUUGGAUGUCCCUCAAUCCAGAGAUCAGGAAUAAAGUGAAAGCCAACAGUGUGAACGCUCUUGGAUCCACUCAAAAGGAUGUUCGUUUGGCUUCAGCUCAAGUCAUUUCCAAAAUUGCAACCAUUGAAUUGCCCAAGCAACAAUGGGAAGACUUGGUUCAAGCUCUCUUGUCGUUUGUUGUAAAACCGGAAGCUAAUCCUUCGGGGGUUGCUAAGAAAGAAGCUGCUCUACACACCAUCGGUUACAUCUGCGAAGAGAUUGCACAGCUCGAAACGGAUUGUCUUCACAGCAAGUCUAAUGAUAUCUUGACUGCGGUCGUAGCAGGAAUGCGCACGGAAGAGCAGGAUCUGAACAUUAAGAUCGCUGCAACCCAAGCACUUGCCAAUGCCCUCGAGUUUGCAGACCGCAACUUUCAGGCAUCACUUCCUAAUGCUGAAAGACUCAUUUGCGAGGCUUGCACCACUCAGGCCAGUGAGCAGGUCCGAGAGAACGCUUUCCAGUGUCUUGGCCGCAUUGCAGAGUUGUAUUACGACAGGCUUUUGCAGUACAUGCAAGCUCUCUUGGAGUUGACAAUCAGCGCCAUUUCAACUCAGCCAGAUGCAGUGGCGAGGCAGGCCAUCGCCUUCUGGAUUCAAAUCUGCGAUGUUGAGUAUGAUCGCCUGUUGGAUGGUGAAUCUGGAUGCAACAAUUUUGUCAAGGGUGCUGCUCAAUACUUGAUUCCAGUCUUGCUCACUGCCAUGGCACAGCAAGAAGAAGGUCAAGAUGACGAGUCGUUCAACAAGUCGACAGAAGCAGCGUUCUGCUUGGCUUCCAUCUCUCAAGUUAUCAGAGAUGAAGUUGUUGAGAAAGUUGUGCCAUGGGUCGGCCAACAUGUCAGAGAAUCUAACUGGAGACUUUGUGAAGCAGCCAUCGUGGCCUUUGGGUGCAUCAUGGAUGGACCAGACGACCAGCUGCUGACUCAAGCGAUGAAUGCCACACAGAUGCUUGAUAACGUUCUUGCCUAUUUGAAGAAGGACAGCCAGGAUACUGAGCAGUUGCUCAUCAAGAACUCGUCAGCAUGGACUCUGAUGAGAGUCUGUGAAAUGAACUUCAAUUUCAUCAAGGACCAUCUUGAGCAGCUUGUUCCUCAGAUUUGCAUGGUGAUUCCAGGUGCCGAGCCUAAGACAGCCAAUCAUCUCUGCUGGUGCAUCCACCAUAUUUCUUCGAACCUUGUUGCAUUCUUGGAGGAUUUGCCCACAGCUUUGAACCAAUUUCCGCUCAGUAACGUGUUCGUGUCCACUGUGGAAUGCUUGAUUGCUACUGGAGACCGUCAGGAUGCCUCUGAAGAUAAUCUGAGAGCAACGGCAUACGAGGCUCUGAAUGCGUUGAUAGCAACAGCAAAUCCGAGCAAGUGCCCUGGUGCGACACCAGUUGUCGAAUCGUUCAUUGUCCCUGUGCUCCUCCCUAUGCUUGGUGAAAGGUUGAAUCAAACCUUCACCAUGCAGGUGCUGAACGCGGAUGACAACAAUACUCGAAGUGAGUGGCAGAGCUUCUUCUGCGGUGCCAUUCAGACGUGCAUUGGCAACAUGAGUGGCAAGACUGACGUGCUCAUGGUGGCUGAUGCCAGUGGCCUUUCCUUGGCAGACAAGCUAAUGACUCUCUUCCUCCAAGUUUUUAGCUCACAGAAUACAAUGGCGGCUCAGGAAGCAUUGUUAGCAGUGGAUACGGUGUUGAAUGUACUCGAGCAGGGCUUCCAGAGGUACAUGGCUUCGUUUGGUCCCAUCUUGGUCAGUUGCGUUCAUGCCUGUCAUGACGCUCCUCUCUGUGUCCUCGCAGUGACAACUGUAUCUGACUUAGCACGAUGCCUGGAGGGGAAUGUAACUCAGUAUUGUGAUCCUCUUGUGGAGGCGCUUCUGACUGUGUUCCAUCGAGCGGAAGUUGAUGCGGAUUACGUUCAGGUUCACGAUUACAUCAAGCCUGCAAUUUGCUCUAGCUUUGGAGAUAUUGCGAUGGCAAUCACUAAGGAUAUGGAGAAGUACCUACAGUACUGGUUCAGGGCUUUGCAGGCAGCUUGCCAGACAUGUUUGAAGCUUCAGAAUGACCUGGCAGCUGGAGAGGACGAGGACAUGAGGAAUUAUUUGACUGCCCUGACAGAAGGUGUUUUCGAUGGGUAUGUGGGUAUCUUGCACGGAUUGAAACAGGCAGAGAAGGAUGGAACAGCCCGCGCGGUCGAGGCAUUCUUUACUCCUGUUGCUCUCAAGGAGGGCUGCCUUGUGCUGAUAGAGUCGAUGUCAAAUGUGAAUAAUAGUACGGAAGAGACAUUGAAGAAGGCAGUUGGUCUGCUCGGGGAUUUGGGAGAAACAUAUCAGGAGAGGAUCAAGCCUCACUUGAACUCACAAGCGAUCAUGGAAGUUUUGAAGCAGGCUAGCGAUUCUGACGAUAAGGAAACCAAGGAUCUGACCAUGUGGGCCCGAAAAUAUUUGUAG